Messenger RNA from Plodia interpunctella (Indianmeal moth), 3824 nucleotides. RefSeq lists its product as uncharacterized. The transcript is spliced from 2 exons. NCBI's taxonomy places the organism in Eukaryota, Metazoa, Arthropoda, Insecta, Lepidoptera, Pyralidae. The coding region runs from base 527 to 2701 and encodes 724 amino acids. The record is from RefSeq and is a predicted model, not a curated record.
ACGAAAAAAGGGCACAACUAACAUUUUUAAAAAAAUUGAGUUAUAUACAUAUUUAGAAUGAGGAAAAAAAGGCGCAUCUGCUCAAUUUUUUGAAGAAUUUUAACUUUAAGGAAUUCGGAGUUACAGUAGGCGCAAAAGGCACAAAUGAGACUUAUAUUCAUGUUUUAUUGAAUGAAAAGGCAUAUUAUUUAAUAUUAUAUUGAAAAGGCACAAAUACAUAGUUGUGACUAUUACUACAUUUAGGAUUUUACUAAAAACUAUGUUGAAAAGACACAACGUACAACAUAACAUAUAGGAAAGGCUCAAAUGCCAGAUGUGCCCUGUUUACUUAAUUAUUCAUCCAUGUAUAUUGUAAUUAUUUACGUAUAAAAGGCAUAAAUAACCAGUUGUGCCUUUUCUUUAAAUAUUUUACGAUGAGAGGUGAGGAAAGGAGGGUAGAGUUUCAAUGAAUUGCGCCAGUUGUGCCUGCGAUGUCGAUGCGACUCCACGCUUGUCAGCAGCCCGCCCGCGCUUGAUAAUUUAAACAAUGCAGUCACGUGGUAAAAGAUUAGUAAGCGCCGCUUUACAAAAUCUCAAGCGUAAAUCUGAUAUUGAUGAACAAAUUCCGUCCACUAGUGGUCUACAAAACUGGUCGCCACAAUUUAUAGCAUUUGAAUCAGAUUUUGAUUCGGACGAUUCAGUAGUCGAUAAAGAUUAUGAGCCACCGAAAAACCAAAAAACGUACAAUAUUGCCGCUCAAUGCUCAAAACAAUCUGUGAUUAAAAACUUUAAUAUUAGGAUUCAUAACGAAAACUAUGAACCUCGUGAGGCCAAUAUUUUAUUGGAUGAUUCUGGCUCCGAAUCAGACUUAAUUCCAUGUUCUCAACCGUGUUUGGAAAAAACGAUUCCAGAAUCGUCAGAUGAAUCUACAAAAGAAGAUGUAGUACUUACAAAAAAAGGGACAGUAAGAAAGCGCAAAAGAUAUGAUGUUAGUCUUAAAGAACGAAAGCAAAUUAAAAGAGAAGAAAAAAUAUGUACCAAAUAUUUCGUGAAACCCGGAUGCCAAGAGAACAUUUGUAAAAAAAAAUGUUCAACGAAAUUUUCAGAGGAUUAUCGCAAAACCAUUAAUAGUAAUUUCUGGAAAAUGUCUUGGUCGGAACAAAAACACUUUUAUUUAGCUAAUACUAUGCAGCAAAGGCCAGUAAGACCAAAGAAAAAAAGUCAUGAUGAUGAGCAUGGCAAACAUUAUGAUCGUACUAAGAGUGUUUCGUAUUUCUUUUGUGAUAAAAACGGUGAGAAAGUUGCGGUGUGUAAAACGUUUUUUAUUACAACUUUGGGUUACAAGAAAAAUAACUGCAAGGCUGUCAGAAACAUUAUUGACACUUACUAUAAAACACAAUAUGCAGAGCCUAUUAUUGACGGCAGAGGUCAUAACCCAAACCCAUCACAAAUAGACAGGACUAAGAUAAAAGAACAUAUUAUGUCUUUUCGUCCAGUUGUGUCACAUUAUAGGAGAGUUCAUGCACCGAAUAGGAAAUAUUUGCCUUCGGAUAUCAAUAUCCGCAUGAUGUAUGACAAUUACUGUGAGAAAGAGCCUGAAAUAAAUGUGUCCUAUGGGUUUUAUAGGAACGUCGUAAAUGAGCUUAAAAUAUCUUUCACAAAGCUUGGACACGAGGAAUGUGAAUUGUGCGAAGAAUUUUCUAUUCACAACCCUAACGCAGAAAUAAGACACAGAAAUUGUAAAGAAUGCAAAGAAUAUGAAGAUCAUCACACUAGGUACAUUUCAGCGAGAAAGAAAUAUGAAGAGGAUGUUCAAAGCCAAACGAAGCAAAAAAGUACUGACACCACAAUAUUUGCAGUUGAUUUGGAAAAGGUAAUAAUGUUACCUCGCAUGGAUGAGUUCAAAACGGUAAUGUUUUGUCCAAGGCUUAUCGUUUUCAAUCAGAGUUUCGUUCCUGUAGGUGACAAAAGGUUACAUGGAGUUGGCAAAACACUGGGAGUCUUAUGGCACGAAGCUAUUGCAGGAAGAAAAAAGGAAGAUAUAAUUAGCUGUUUUCAAGCAUUUUUUCUUGAAAACCGGGACUACAAACAUGUGAUUUUGUGGCUGGAUAACUGCGCGGCCCAAAACAAAAACUGGUGCCUAUUUUCCUAUUUAGUUUAUUUAGUCAAUUCCAAGGAUGUAACUAUUGAAACUGUUGUACUGCGUUAUCUGGAAGUCGGUCAUACAUUUAUGGCUGCAGAUGAAUUUCACCAUAGAGUGGAGCAAUCACUUAAGAAGAACAAGCGAGUGUAUGACUUUGAAGAUUUUUGCAAAGCUGUCUCCGAUACUGGUCCAAAUACUGUGGUGAAAAAAAUGACUGUCCAGGAUUUUCACGAUUUUGAAGACUGCUCUUCAUCGUAUAAAUUACAAAAUUCUGUGCCACGAGCUUAUUUGAGAAACAUGUCUGAAAUCACUUUUCGGCGAGGGAGUAAAUCGAUGUUCUACAAGAACAGCCAUGACACUGAAGAGCAAAUAGAAUUGGAUUUCUUGAGAGUUAAAAAUCUUAAAAUUGGCAUUUCAUCGCCUAAGCAGAAGCUUUCUCCACGUGGUAUAACAUCUGAGAGGAAAUCAGCUAUACUUUCCAAGCUUGGGCCACUUAUGCCUGACAAUAGAAGAGGUUUUUGGAAAAACCUACCCGUUAGCGAUAGUUCAGCUGAUCUCACAGAAAUUUAUGAAGACUGAAAUUUAAGACUAAUUUUUAAAUUAAUAUUUUAAGCUAAAGUGAUUAUUUUAUUUCUUUCAACUUUUUUAUAGUUAUUACUAUUGCAUUGUGAUAAUUCAACCAAGUGCGUUAUUAUGUUUGUUGUUACAUUUAUUUUUUUAUAAUAAUAUUGAUAAUACUUUUUAGAUUAUUUAACUACGAGAGUCUUUAAUAAUUAUGGCUGUGAGCUAUUUAGUUAAUGAACAAUAAAUAAUUAGAAUAAGCUCUAACAUAGGUUCAAAACCAAAAUUGAUGUUCCUAUUAGGUACUACCUCUAUUAAUAUAGAAUAUUUUAAUUUAUUUUAAUAUUGUGAUUCAGAGUAUAUUUACUCUGAAUCACAACAUUAAAUUGAAAUUAUUAUUUACAGAUUUUUAAGUUUGGCAUACAACCUGUUACUAAAAAUAAUUGAUUUUUACUUUCCUUAGGUAUCUAACUUAAGUUUAAGAAUGAUUGAAUUUAAGAAAUUUACUGAUUCACUUUUUUUUUCAAAUUAAUAUUAUGUUCUAUUUGUCAGCCAAUAUUGUAAGUAGAUGCUUAUCCCCAAUGAUUUAUAAAAAACUAUUGAAGAUUAAUAUUUUUUUUUGUUUGAAUUUUGGUGUUCCCGAAGGUGACUUGCUAAGUUUUGUUUCAGUUAUUUGGAUAAGCUAACUAGGAAUGGCAUGACCAAUUGUUUUACAUUUUAUUAAACUUUCUUAACAUGAUUAUUUGUUUUUAUUUUUUGUGACACACAUUAGUUCUAUUUAAAUUAAAAAGGCACAAUUGGACACAUAUGUCCUUUCUUUAUGACACGAUGACAAAUUUGUUAGAAAUAUUAAAAAGAAAGGUGACAUUUGGUUAACUAUGCCUUUUCUUUGUAGUAAAUGGUAUUUUUUAAAUAUUUUUUUCUUUAGUUGAAAAUUAUUUUUUGAAAUUAUUGAAUAAUUUAUUAUAUUUAAAAACUAAAAAGCUAAAAAUAUAAUAGUUCUAACCUUUACGCAAAUAUAAUCAGUGUUUUUUUUUCUAUAAAGCAAUAGGUUCUCAAACUAUAGAGCAGAAUAUGGUGAAAACUUUAAUCCUAAAUAUCUCGGUUUGACCAAAAUGAUACAUGUGCCCUUCUCUCGUAC